Molecule: messenger RNA, 2266 nt
Organism: Sitodiplosis mosellana (orange wheat blossom midge)
Lineage: Eukaryota; Metazoa; Arthropoda; Insecta; Diptera; Cecidomyiidae
Exons: 4
Coding region: 278-1363 (361 amino acids)
Molecular function (GO): oxidoreductase activity
Source: RefSeq, a predicted model, not a curated record
AUUCAAAAUUUAAACAGAAAUGCGCAAACAGUCUUCAUUGGAUUUGAGCAAUGUUAAAUCGAUUCGCAAACACUAGAGCUUGUAAAUUGUUUUGCUUACCUGUGUAGUCGAGCAAAAUAGAUAUUUUUUUUUUUUCAUUUUUGAAAUAGUAAACGUUGGGUGAUUUCGUGAUCGGUAGUGCGUGUCUCAGUAUUCAGCCGAUGAAUAAAUGUAAUGUUUUAAAUUGUGAGCAUUAGCAGUUGUAGGAGAGCCAUCAUCAAAACAACAGUACACAACAAUGAAACGGAAAGAAGAUCAACAAGCAUUGCAAGAAGCAGAGGCUUAUAUUAGCCUACUGCAAGCAGACGGUGUCAACAAUCCGGUAGACAUCGAUGUAGACAGUUAUACGAUGGAGUUACCCGAGUGGUACGAUGAAAUCCUAUUCAAAAGGGCUCAAGACUUCUUCUCAAAAAAUAUGUUUGCUAUGAUGGCUGGAAAAUUGUGUGGUCUGCUCGCUGUUUUAGCCGUUCCAAGCAUUCUUAAGAUUUUGAUUUGUACCAAAGCAUCGUCGUGUCCGUUUACCGCAUACAAACGUUACCUGGAAACCAUAUUCCACACACUUUGCUGGUAUGAGGAUGAACUAAAACCAGGCUCACGGUCUUGGAAGUCACUGGAAGCGGUGCGCAAAGGACACAUAGUAUCGAGUAAACACACAGAAAAAAAGGAAGCUGGUUUUAUAUCACAACGUGAUAUGGCAUUGACACAAUUCGGCUUCAUGGGCUACAUUGUUUUGAAGCCGGACAAGCUCGGUGUACAAGUGAGCAAUAAGGAUUUAGAGGCGUUUAUACAUUUUUGGCGUGUCAUAGGCCACUUGAUUGGUAUCCAGGAUAAAUACAAUCUAUGCACCGGUUCCUAUCGUACAACAAAAAUUCGCUUAGAACAUGUAUUGGAUGAAAUAUAUCGGCCAUUAUUAGAAGAGACCGGCAACGACUUUAUAGUCAUGGCCAAAGCAUUGAUCGAAGGCCUAUGGUGUUUCAAUCCGCUACUCGAUUGUUAUGCAAUCGUUUAUUUCACCAAAUGGAUGUCGGAUUGCAAAAAUUAUGUGUAUCAUGAAAGCGAUCCACGUGCAGCUGACUUCGAUUUGAAUGAUAGCCGCCGGAUUAUUCAAUCGUUAAAUUGGUACUCACGAUUGAUACUUUACAUCGAAGUCACAGCACACACGUAUCUGGUCAAUUUCUUCGUAUUCCGUUGGUACUUCAACAAUCAAGUGUGGAUAUCACAGUAUAUCAUUUAUUGGUUUCCAUUCUUGGCCUUCUACAAGUUUGGCAUUAAAAAAUCCUACAUACGUAUACUUAAGGGAAUGAAAGAAGGCAAAGGAAAUUAGAUGAUGCUGCACAGUUGAAAUUAUUCCGGGCCAUGUCCAGUAAAUUCGAUCAAUUCAUUGUUUUAUCAACAAAUCUGAAAAAUUUUAUCAAAAAUUCAACUAUUUUGACAGUUGAACCAUGAAUUUUGUGUUCCUGAUAGUACCUGACACUAUCUGGAAUAAUUUCAACUGUGCAGUAUGACCAUGGUCAGUAGUUAUAUAUUACACUCAUAUAAUGACACCUCUGUCUGUAACCGAUAUCAAACCGGAUGGGUAUACAUUAUACCUAUAUUCAGGUAUAUAAUUGAGUCGUACAUGGCACGACACGUUACAUUUGUCAUAUUCUCAUUGGAUAAUUAAAUUGUAAGCACAACUAAACGCCCUUUGACGGACAACUACACUACUUUACUGAGAAAAUCGUUCAAAAAUGAGACAAAAAAAAAUCUUCAACUUCAUUAUAGUUUUCUGCGAAAGCAAAAACAAAUUUCUCUAUAAAAAGAUUUUUUAUGCAAGGUAAAUCGUUGGCAAUUGCGCAUUGAAAAUUGUAUCACGUAUAGAUUGUAAUCACGUAAUUCCACUUUAAUUUGUUCAACGUUGCACUUGUCGCAAAAUAGCAUCAGCUAUAGUAGAGUGGCUAUAGCCAGUUGCGUUAAUGGCAGUGCUAUGCACAUCAUUAACGAAGAGAUCGAUCGGUGAGAGUCACCAUAUGAGUGUAAUAUGCAAACAGCAAAUAAAGUAGAAGUACAUUGGAUAGUAAAACCAGUCAGCUACUGGUCAUUUUCUGAUUUUGAGCUCGUGAUAUUAUGCUCCUAAAAUUUAUCCACCUGAUUGUUUUAUAUGAUUAGACAAAAUCGAAUUGAAACAGAUGAAACAGAAAAUUAUUUAUUUUAAAUGGAAUAAAGAAACAGUUUUUUUUUUCAUAAA